This is a messenger RNA of Acomys russatus (golden spiny mouse), 1679 nucleotides long. It is a transcript of the gene Pcbp2, whose product is annotated as poly(rC) binding protein 2. The coding region runs from base 170 to 1270 and encodes 366 amino acids. Gene Ontology annotation, biological process: regulation of gene expression; regulation of RNA metabolic process. Gene Ontology annotation, cellular component: nucleoplasm; nucleus; cytoplasm. The transcript is spliced from 14 exons. Gene Ontology annotation, molecular function: single-stranded DNA binding; mRNA binding. The record is from RefSeq and is a predicted model, not a curated record. Lineage: Eukaryota; Metazoa; Chordata; Mammalia; Rodentia; Muridae.
CACUUUAGGAAGAGAGUCAAUUGGAUAAAAUUGAAAAUAACUGGAAAGGAAUGACUUUUUAUCCCCUCCCCCCUUAUUUUGGUAAUGCUUACAUUUCAGUUUUUGGCUUUCACUCACCAGUGACCAAAGACUUGACCACUCAAAGUCCAGCUCUCUGUAACUGCUAGAAAUGGACACCGGUGUGAUUGAAGGUGGAUUAAAUGUCACUCUCACCAUCAGACUACUUAUGCAUGGAAAGGAAGUUGGCAGCAUCAUCGGGAAGAAAGGAGAAUCUGUUAAGAAGAUGCGUGAGGAGAGUGGUGCACGUAUCAACAUCUCAGAAGGGAAUUGUCCUGAAAGAAUUAUCACUUUGGCUGGACCGACCAAUGCCAUCUUCAAAGCCUUUGCUAUGAUCAUUGACAAACUGGAAGAGGACAUAAGCAGCUCUAUGACCAAUAGCACAGCUGCCAGUCGACCCCCUGUGACCUUACGGCUGGUGGUCCCUGCUAGUCAGUGUGGCUCCCUCAUCGGAAAAGGUGGUUGCAAGAUCAAGGAAAUAAGAGAGAGUACAGGGGCUCAGGUCCAGGUGGCAGGGGAUAUGCUCCCCAACUCAACUGAGCGAGCAAUCACUAUUGCUGGCAUUCCGCAGUCCAUCAUUGAGUGUGUCAAACAGAUCUGCGUGGUCAUGUUGGAGACUCUCUCCCAGUCCCCCCCGAAGGGCGUGACCAUCCCGUACCGGCCCAAGCCCUCCAGUUCUCCAGUCAUCUUUGCAGGUGGUCAGGACAGGUACAGCACAGGCAGCGACAGUGCGAGCUUUCCCCACACCACCCCGUCCAUGUGCCUCAACCCUGACCUGGAGGGACCACCUCUAGAGGCCUACACCAUUCAAGGACAGUACGCCAUUCCACAGCCAGAUUUGACCAAGCUGCACCAGUUGGCAAUGCAACAGUCCCAUUUUCCCAUGACCCAUGGCAACACCGGAUUCAGUGGCAUUGAAUCCAGCUCUCCAGAGGUGAAAGGCUAUUGGGCAGGUUUGGAUGCAUCUGCUCAAACGACUUCUCAUGAACUUACCAUUCCAAAUGAUUUGAUUGGCUGCAUAAUUGGGCGUCAGGGCGCUAAAAUCAAUGAGAUCCGUCAGAUGUCUGGGGCGCAGAUCAAAAUUGCAAACCCAGUGGAAGGGUCUACUGAUCGUCAGGUCACCAUCACCGGAUCUGCUGCCAGCAUUAGCCUGGCUCAGUAUCUGAUCAACGUCAGGCUUUCCUCGGAGACAGGUGGCAUGGGGAGCAGCUAGAACAGUGCAGACUCACCCAUAACCCUCUCUGCUGUUCACCACCACCCAUGAUCCAUCUGUGUAGUUUCUCAACAGUCAGCGAUUCCAGGUUUUAAAUAGUUUGUAAAUUUUCAGUUUCUACACACUUUAUCAUCCACUCAUGAUUUUUUAAUUAAAGUGUUUUAAUUCCUUUCUCUGUUCAGCAGUUAUGCUGAAAUCCAUAUUUAGUUUUAUAAGCUUCUCCCCUUUUUUCCUUUUUUUUUUUUUUUUUUUUUUUUGGCUCAUGAAUUUUUGUUUGUCAUGGAAAUGUAAGAGUGGAAUAUUAAUACAUUUCAGUUUAGUUCUGUAAUGUCAGGAAUUUUUCAAAAAAAAAAAUUAAAAGAUGGACUGGAGCUUUUUCUUUGUGAAUAGAAACUGGAUGCCACAGUGA